Messenger RNA from Paramuricea clavata, 999 nucleotides. Lineage: Eukaryota; Metazoa; Cnidaria; Anthozoa; Malacalcyonacea; Plexauridae. The record is from the annotation of a GenBank genome assembly.
AUGAUUAGUAUUUACAAAAGGGAAAAGCUUAAAAAACUAUCAGAAUAUACAGAUACCCCUGACGGAGCAAUUUCUUUGUUUGAAGGGUUGUCAUUAGUUGAUUAUAUUGUUGCGGGAGAAACAGUAUGUAUUAGUGAGCAUAGACAACCUUGUAAAAAUUGUCUUGGAUUACUGAACGUUGCAAAGGUAGUUGCUAAUGAAGGACACUGGAAAAUGAAAGAUGCAUUUAAAUGUUUAGCUGAACAUGUACAACCUUGUGAAGCAUGUCCUGAGAAAAUCACAAAUAAUGUGAAUGAAACCUGUAACAAACCCAAAAUGUGUUCAGACCCAAUAAACAUGGCCAACUAUUCUUCGCAGCAUGCUAAGAGAAAGUUCCUUCAGAUGCCACUUGCUGCUAUUAAUGUGAAAAGUGGAAGCAAAGAAUCAGAAACUUUCCUUGUUGACAAGCAUGCAAACCUAACUUUGCUGCGCAGUCUUUUACAGAAGUUGCUUGAAAAACGCCAAGACAACAAUUUAUUAAACAUGGAGACUUUCAAGGCACUUAUUGAAAGUUGUAGCUCUGAUGCAGAACGCGAGAAGUUGCGUUUUACGGUUGCAGAGACAACUGGAUUAUCACAAAGACAACUUACAAAUCAGUUUGGAAUUUCUAAUUGCAUUAACAGGAAGGCCAGAAUUGAGCAUGCUCUGGCACGAGCUUUGGAGAUUCGGAAGAAUGUAGAAAAACUAAGUCAGAUUAGAGAACAAGCAGUGUUAAUGUCUCUUGGAUUUGAUGUGGCUGAAAUUGACUCUGAUGAUUCCUCGUCCGAAAGUGAAUCGGAUCCAGAUGUUGAAGUUGAAAAUGAUUUAAUACUACAACAAUCUCUAACGAAGAGAGUUCCAACACAUCAGUAUUGUGAAAACGAAGAGGAAUUAGACACAGCGACAGCGUUAUUCCAAAAGUGUAAAACUCAGAAAUUACUGUCCUGCUUGAAAGAUAAUCAUUUCAACUGGAUUUCAUUU